GCGCUGCGUGCGACCGUCCUGCCAGCCUGCCUCCCAGUGGCGGCGCUGCCGCCGCCCCAUAUAUAUCUCCCGGUGGGGAGGAUGGAGCGGUGUUGCCGUGCGGCGCUGAACACUCGCCAGCCGCUCAAGGAUUCCCUCUGAGCCGGAGCCGCCUUUGUGCGCCAAGACAUCCCCCCGACGACGCUCCCUUCCCUUCAAUGUGCGCCACGGGCUUCCUCCUCACGCUGGUCUGGAGCUUAGUGUGCCAGCAUGCUGCUGGAUCACGGCUAAAUGUGACAGAACAAGAGCAAAACAUGCCCAUCCGGAGGACUCUCAAUACACCUGUAACUAAGAUGUUUUCAUCAGGAGUUGAUUAUGAAAAGACUGAGGAGGAAGAUGUGAAGGAGGUGAUAGCACCUCAAUUCCUUGUGGGAGAUUCAGGUAAAGUUGAAUCAAAACUUAAAAAAACAUCAAAAUCAGAGAGUGGAAAAAAGAACCCAAACAAACCCAAAAGAAAGGGAAAUAAUAAGGGGAAGAAAAACAAAAAGAGAACCAGAACUCCAUGUGAAGGAGAGUUUAAAAACUUCUGUGUACAUGGUGAAUGCAAAUAUAUCGAACAUCUGACAACAGUCACAUGCAGAUGCCACCUAAAUUACUUUGGUGAACGCUGCGUUGAGCAGUUCUUGAAGACACGGAACAGUGAUGGUUCAACAAGUCUCUCAACCACAGGCCUUGUGGUGGUUGUGGUGCUGGUGCUGUUAGUCCUCGGCUUUGUGGCCAUUGUAAUAACUGUCUUAGUGCCGGGAAGAAAAAAGUGCCCUAAAUAUGAUGAAAAAGAAGAAAGGAAAAAGCUCCGGCAAGAUGGAAGUUCCAGCAAUGAUGUUUAAGGAGAAUUGAAGGAGGUGAAGCUGAAGAGGCUGUUGCUGAAGCACCUGCUAUUCCAUGGAGGCACAUCUGAAAAGGUCAACUCGAGAACGUAGAGGAACAUGUUGAGACUGAGGCCUUGUCUGCCCAACGUGGAAGAUGUUGCAAGGAAGGACUUUGCACUUCCUUUACCUUUCAACAGUUGCCAGUGAAUGUAGAACAUGCAGCCGCAUUUGCAGGAAUUAACAUCUAUAGUUUUCACAGCUGCUGGAGAGCUGGCCUACCCUGUUCGGUACUGGAAGACUACCCAAAGACUACCUUGCAUGUGUUAUUGGUCAUCAGGGAGUUCUUGACAGGUAGUUUACAGAGACUUCUGUGUGCAAGAGAGAAUUUAGGAGAGGCUCAUGAUUGCAUCAAGAGAAUUUAUUGUUGUUGUUAUUGUUGCUAUUGUUAUUGUUGUCAUAGACUUCCAGACGUACCCCUGAAGGUGAAAGGGGAAAAACAGAGCAGGCUUUGAAAUAAGUCUCACAUUUGCUUAAAGAGCAGUGUGACUCCCAACUAGGACAAACGGCACAGGGUGUGCCUCUCUUCUCCCACACCUCUGCCUUUUGUCAUCUUGAGGAUUCCCACUUGCUGUGUGAAAAGGUGGCAGACCAGGAAUGUCACUACAGUCUACGUUUGGUUUUGGAUGUCAAACGUUGAAGGUGCUUGAGCUGUGUUUCCAAGGUUAUUGCUGCUGUAGUUCUUUUUUUUAAACAAUAAAUAAAUGAAUAAUGUUGGAAGGUACAGUGUAUUUUAAAGACUGACAUCUCGUGGCAAAACUCAUCCAGUUGCAAAAGAAAUGUAAGAGUUGCUUGUUGGUGGCUUGGCAUUUUCUACAGGCUAGGCUAGUCCCAGUCAGCUUCAGUGUGUCAACACUAGCAUAAGUGAUUGUUGAAUGUGUCCCCUUAGCAUUCUGAAGCCAAGGAACUGCUGUUUUAGCAUCUAUAAAAAUCAAGAAAACUGGGAUGCAGAAAUAAUGGUAGUAAAGACCUUAUUAAAUUUCUCCUCUAAAGGCCAUCCCCUAAAGUCCUUCUCAAAGCAGACUGCUGUGGCCUUCUACUUCGAUCAGCUCUAGCCAGUAUGGCCAGUGAUCAGGAGUGAGGAGAGUUGUAGUCCAGCAACACCUGGAGAGGGACAGGUUCUCCACCUCUGCUUCAAGUUCCUACUCCCACCUUAAGUAAAGAAUGGAUACUUAUGCCAAUCCACUGAUAGCUGCUUCUUCUUGGUCUCCAUUGGAAUUAAUAGAUGCUCAGUUCAGGGGCAUAUGCUUGCUAGAAAAUGUCCAAUUAUAUCAAACACAAAUGAUGAUCAAACAUAUAAGGAAAUGUAUAAUUUAUUGCUAAAAUAAUUCUGCAAAAAAAAAAUAGAUUGGUUUGGCACACAGACUGCUCAGUACUCACCAACUUCAAUGGAAUUUUUAUGUUUUAAAAAGUGUAAAAUCUUCCUGGAAAUUUUCAUUGAACAGUGGUAUACCAUAUUGUGUGUAAGCUUGCAAUCAAAUACUAUUAUUUUUCACUUCCUGUAAAGGUAUAUAUGGCUUCCUGCAAAGACAUCUUCAUUAACUCAAGCUACAAUCCUGUAUACACUUUCCUGUAAGCCCCACUGAACAUAGUGGGAUUUACUUCUGAAUAACUAUACAUAGGAUUGACCCUUAAGUUACAAUCGCUUGUUUAUACGACUUUUGUGAAUGAAAAGGAGAAUGUAAACACAGUUUUAUGCUAUUUUAGUGUACAUAUGUAUAAGUACAGAAGUUUUUAUUGUAAAUAAUGUGUACCUGUAUUUAAUAUGUUCACACAACUCAA
Rhineura floridana is the source of this 2687-nucleotide messenger RNA. It is a transcript of the gene AREG, whose product is annotated as amphiregulin. The transcript has 6 exons. Lineage: Eukaryota; Metazoa; Chordata; Lepidosauria; Squamata; Rhineuridae. The record is from RefSeq and is a predicted model, not a curated record. Gene Ontology annotation, biological process: positive regulation of cell population proliferation; positive regulation of mitotic nuclear division; epidermal growth factor receptor signaling pathway. The coding region runs from base 198 to 866 and encodes 222 amino acids.